AUGUCUGAAAAGGUGGAAGACAUCAAAGACGCUCAAAUUGAUGACUAUUCCCACAACCCGAGCAUCAAGGGAGAAGAGCUCGGUGGCCCAGAACCCACUCCUGAAGAAUGGAAGGAUCUCCCCGAAGUCGGCGAUACUAUCCCACUCUCUGCCUUCCUUGUCAUCUUGAUUGAAUUCUGCGAGAGAUUCACAUUUUAUGGUCUCACUGGUCCUUUCCAGAACUACCUUCAGUAUCCUAAUCCCCCAAGCUAUCCUGCUGAACAGCCCGGUGCAUUGAACAAAGGCCAUCAGGUCGCAACUGCCCUAACCACAUUUUUCCAGUUCUGGUGUUAUGUUACUCCAAUCAUUGGUGCUAUUGUCGCAGAUCAGUAUCUCGGAAAAUACCGCACAAUUCUUCUCUUUACUUCAAUCUAUUUCAUUGGUGUCCUCAUCCUCACCCUGACCUCUAUCCCUGUCGCUAUUGAGAAUGGUGCCGCCUACCCUGGUUUCAUUGUCAGUCUGGUAAUUAUCGGUUUCGGUACCGGUGGUAUCAAGGCCAACGUCUCUCCUUUGGUUGCUGAGCAGUACAGAAGCCAAAAGGCCUAUGUCAAGACUCUGAAGAAUGGCCGACGUGUUAUUGUCACUCCCCAGGCAACCUACCAAAAGAUCUUCAACAUGUUCUACUGGGGUAUCAACGUCGGUUCCCUGUCUUCUAUCGCCACGACCGAACUCGAAAAGAACGUCGGUUUCUGGCCCGCCUACUUGCUCCCAACCCUCAUGUUUGUUCCCUGUAUUGCGGUCGUCUUGCUUGGUCGCAAGCACUACGUCCAGAACCCUCCUCGUGGUUCUGUCUUUGUCGAGGCCGGUAAGCUGAUUUCUCUCAGAUUCAAGAUCCCCGGAGGCUUCGCUGCCUGCAAACCCUCUGCUCUGGCACUCACCCACCCCGAAAUCGCCGCAAAUGUCACCUGGGACGAUGUCUUUGUUGACGAGUUGAAGCGCGCCUUGAAAGCCUGUGUCAUUUUCUGCUGGUACCCCAUCUACUGGCUGUGUUACGUCCAGAUCACCAACAACCUGAUCUCCCAGGCCAGUACAAUGUGGACCGGAAGCGUGCCUAACGACAUUAUGCAGAACAUUGAUCCUCUUGUACUCAUCAUCAUGAUCCCCUUCAUGGACCGCUUCGGUUAUCCUUUCCUGCGUCGCUGUGGUAUCCACAUGCGUCCCAUCAUGCGCAUCACCUUGGGUUUCUUCUUUGCUGCCGCCUCCAUGGGCUAUACUGCCGGUAUCCAGUCCAUGAUCUACAAGGCUCCCUUCUCCGGAGGUGACAUCCUCGGUGUCAAGAGAGACAUCUCAGCUGCUUACCAGAUUCCAUCCUAUGUGUUGAUCGCUUUCUCUGAGAUCUUUGGCUCCAUCACAGGUCUCGAGUAUGCCUACAAGAAGGCACCCCAGUCUAUGAAGUCCAUUGUCAUGGCUCUUUUCCUCUUCACCAACUGUAUUGCUUCGGCUCUUGCCUUUGCCCUCGUGUCUGUUGCCGUCGACCCCAAGCUCACCUGGAUGUAUACCGGUAUUGGUGGCGCAUGUGCUAUCGUUACCGUACUCUUCUAUGUUGUGCACCACAAGGAGGAUGAAACUGAUGUUGAGGAAGAUGCCAUUGGUCGUGACAAUGCUCAGGUCUCUGCUGGCCAACUCAAGCGUGCUAAUGCUACAAUUGACUACGAGGUUGAGAAGGCUGCUUCCUAA
Molecule: messenger RNA, 1716 nt
Organism: Phycomyces blakesleeanus NRRL 1555(-)
Lineage: Eukaryota; Fungi; Mucoromycota; Mucoromycetes; Mucorales; Phycomycetaceae
Exons: 2
Coding region: 1-1716 (571 amino acids)
Biological process (GO): transmembrane transport; oligopeptide transport
Cellular component (GO): plasma membrane; fungal-type vacuole
Molecular function (GO): tripeptide transmembrane transporter activity; dipeptide transmembrane transporter activity
Source: RefSeq, a predicted model, not a curated record